Peromyscus eremicus (cactus mouse) is the source of this 1541-nucleotide messenger RNA. RefSeq names its product protein arginine methyltransferase 8 (gene Prmt8). The coding region runs from base 1 to 1185 and encodes 394 amino acids. The transcript has 10 exons. Gene Ontology annotation, cellular component: plasma membrane. The record is from RefSeq and is a predicted model, not a curated record. Lineage: Eukaryota; Metazoa; Chordata; Mammalia; Rodentia; Cricetidae. Gene Ontology annotation, biological process: peptidyl-arginine methylation. Gene Ontology annotation, molecular function: protein-arginine N-methyltransferase activity.
AUGGGCAUGAAACACUCCUCCCGCUGCCUGCUCCUCCGGAGGAAAAUGGCGGAGAACGCAGUCGAAAGCACGGAGGUGAGCAGUGCCCCCCCUCAGCCCCCUCAGCCUGUCAUCCCAGCCAAGCCUGUGCAAUGUGUCCACCACGUGUCCACACAGCCCAGCUGCCCAGGACGGGGCAAGAUGUCCAAGCUGCUGAAUCCCGAGGAGAUGACAUCAAGGGAUUACUAUUUUGACUCCUAUGCUCACUUUGGGAUCCAUGAGGAAAUGCUGAAGGAUGAGGUGAGGACCCUCACGUACCGGAACUCCAUGUACCAUAAUAAGCAUGUGUUCAAGGACAAAGUGGUGCUGGAUGUCGGAAGUGGCACAGGGAUCCUCUCCAUGUUCGCUGCCAAAGCAGGGGCCAAGAAGGUGUUCGGGAUCGAAUGUUCCAGUAUUUCUGACUACUCAGAGAAGAUCAUUAAGGCCAACCACCUGGACAAUGUCAUUACCAUAUUUAAGGGUAAAGUGGAGGAGGUGGAGUUGCCUGUGGAGAAAGUGGACAUCAUCAUCAGCGAGUGGAUGGGCUACUGUCUGUUCUAUGAGUCCAUGCUCAACACGGUGAUCUUUGCCAGGGACAAGUGGCUGAAACCUGGAGGGCUUAUGUUUCCAGACCGGGCAGCUUUAUACGUGGUAGCAAUUGAAGACAGACAGUACAAGGACUUCAAAAUCCACUGGUGGGAGAACGUCUAUGGCUUUGACAUGACCUGUAUCCGGGAUGUUGCCAUGAAGGAGCCCCUGGUGGACAUCGUGGACCCAAAGCAAGUGGUGACCAAUGCCUGUUUAAUAAAGGAAGUGGACAUUUACACUGUGAAGACGGAAGAGCUGUCCUUCACAUCUGCCUUCUGCCUGCAGAUUCAGCGCAAUGACUACGUCCACGCCCUCGUCACCUACUUUAAUAUUGAAUUUACCAAGUGCCACAAGAAAAUGGGUUUUUCUACAGCCCCUGAUGCCCCCUACACCCACUGGAAGCAGACCGUCUUCUACUUGGAAGACUACCUCACUGUCCGGAGGGGGGAGGAAAUCUACGGGACCAUAUCCAUGAAGCCAAAUGCCAAAAAUGUGCGAGACCUUGAUUUCACAGUAGACUUGGAUUUUAAGGGACAGCUGUGUGAAACAUCUGUAUCUAAUGACUACAAAAUGCGUUAGCACAUGUGGGAAGCUGCAGAGAGCAAGCGAGAAGAGGCACUCACUUCAGCCUGCCACGCUGCCCAAGGAAUACUGUUAGGAGGACCACACUCGACAACCAGAGCUUUCCACUCUGCCUUGAAGAUUGGUGAACUUGCCAGGGCUCUCCGGGGCCCCACCAUGACGGGGAGCCUCCAGCUCCUCUGCUCUGCCCCCGGAGCCCUUCACAAAGGCUUUGUUGUCGCCUGGUGUGCAGUGGUGGGGGCUCCAAGGAUGGAAACAUACCCAUGUGCCCCCACUGUCCUCCUAAACUGACUCUAUGGAUCUUCCAAGUUUUGCAUGCUGCAGACAUCUAGGACAGAUUGCUUCCACUAGAA